Messenger RNA from Populus nigra (black poplar), 1209 nucleotides. RefSeq names its product transcription initiation factor TFIID subunit 14b. Gene Ontology annotation, biological process: regulation of DNA-templated transcription. NCBI's taxonomy places the organism in Eukaryota, Viridiplantae, Streptophyta, Magnoliopsida, Malpighiales, Salicaceae. The coding region runs from base 81 to 923 and encodes 280 amino acids. The transcript is spliced from 6 exons. The record is from RefSeq and is a predicted model, not a curated record.
UCAUCCAAAACCCAAAAAUAUGGUAGUGAGCGAUUUAAAGCCUAACUCCUGCAAAUUUCCAUUUGCAAAGUGGUAAUAAAAUGCCCCACACGACAACUCCAUUACCCUCGAAAACAAGCAUUCAGCUAGAAGAUGUCGAGUCUGCUGCAAAACCUCAACGCAUCAAACCCACUGACUACACCGACAACAACAUAAACCAGGAUGAAAACAAGAGGCUUAAAGAUGUUGAAAUCAGUGUUCCGGUGGUAUAUGGAACUAUGGCAUUUUACCUUGGUAAAAAGGCCAAUGAGUUACAGUCUCAUAAAUGGACAGUGUAUGUACGCGGAGCGACGAAUGAGGAUCUUGGUGUAGUGAUAAAGCAAGUCGUGUUUCAAUUGCAUCCUAGUUUUGAUAACCCUAUAAGAGUUGUUGAAUCUCCACCAUUUGAGUUAUCUGAAUGUGGUUGGGGUGAAUUUGAAAUCUGUAUCUCCAUACUUUUUCAUGACGAUGUCUGUGAUAAGCAUGUGGACUUGUUCCACUUAUUGAAGCUGUAUCCUGAUGCUGAAAGUGGUCCACAGUCAACCAAGAAACCUGUUGUUGUGGAAACUUAUAAUGAGAUUGUCUUUCCUGACCCCUCAGAGAACUUUUUGGCUCGCGUGCUGAAUCAUCCUGCUGUAUAUGUGCCACGACUUCCUGCUGGAUUUAACUUGCCUGCUCCUGUUCCAAGCCCAAAUAUGAAUGUGAAAGGGAAAGAUGAUACCAAAAACCAUCCAUUGAAUCACUGGUUCAUAAAUUUUUCAGAGGCAGAUGAGCUUUUGAAACUUGCAUCUGCUCGUCAGCAGGUGCAAGCUCAUAUUCUUAAGCUGAGAAGACAAUUGAGCAUGUUAGAUGGACCACCUCAACCAUCAAAACUAGCCUACGGUAUGAUUUCUGAAUGUACAUGAUUGCGACACACUAACUUUGGCGUUUCAUCAUCGAACUUGGAUGGUUGAAGACAAAUCGCUAGUGGUAAUUAGAUGUAAAAAACGUGGACUAACCCACAUCUAGGGACUCUAGUUUUAGUUCUCUAGUUUUCUUUUCUAAUUUUGGUAAAGACCAAAGUAUUAUGGGUGAAUGUUAUUAACAAUGCAGGGCUUGGUAUCUUGAUGACCAGAAAAGAGAAGUUACUUUGUAAUUCUGUUCUGAUCUCAUGAUUUGCGAUAGCAAAUGGUUAGAAAGUUGCUUGAUGUA